AUGUUUUCAAUGAAGAAUCUGGUCGUCGCUGGCUUGGCGUUGGUACAGGGAAGCCUUGCUUCACUGCAAAUUGUACCUGCUGCAACAUGGACAGCAUCUGGUACAAACCAACACGUGCAGGCUCAUGGUGGUGGCAUAAUCGAAGUCGACUCUGUCUACUACUGGAUCGGCGAGAAUAAGCUAAAUGGAAGUGCUUUCCAAUCCGUCAAUUGUUAUUCCAGCACCAACUUGGUGGAAUGGACCUUUGUUGGAGAGCUGCUCUCUCUUCAAAGCAGCGGAGACCUUGGCCCGAGUCGAAUCGUCGAGCGUCCUAAGGUCAUUUAUAACGAUGCAACCUCGAAGUACGUGAUGUGGAUGCACAUUGACAGCAGCAGUUAUGGCGAAGCAAAAACUGGCGUUGCAACAGGUUCCAGUGUUUGUGGCAAGUAUAACUAUUUAGGUUCAUUCCAGCCCUUGGGCUUCCAGUCACGCGAUAUGGGACUUUUCAAAGAUGAUGACGGAUCUGCCUAUCUGUUAUCAGAGGAUCGUCCGAACGGAUUGAGAAUUGACCGAUUGACUGAUGACUACACCAACGUCACUUCCAACACAUACCUUUGGUCUGAGCACAUUGAAGCUCCCGCUGUGUUCAAGAAGGAUGGCGUGUAUUUCAUGUUUGGAUCCCAGUUAACAGGGUGGUCUACAAACGAUAACAAGUACAGUACUGCUACAAGUUUGAGUGGGCCCUGGAGUUCUUGGGCCAAUUUCGCUCCUACCGGCACGAACACCUAUAACUCCCAAACUACAUUUAUUCUGGGAGUAGGUAGCAAUGUCAUGUAUAUGGGUGAUCGAUGGCUCUCCACCAACCUCAUGGCGUCGACUUACAUCUGGCUUCCACUGACUCUGUCCGGAACGAACGCCUCUCUCACAAACGAAGACAGUUGGAUCAUCUCCACCCAGCAGUCCUGGUCAACUUCUCCUGCAGAAACCACCCCCGAAGCUGAAUCUUCCUCUAACACGCUGUCCAACGGUGCUGUAACACUCACAUGCAGUGGCUGUUCAGGCAGUAAAUCAGUAGGAUACCUCGGAGGUUCCAGUGGUGGAACCCUCAAGUUCAACGGGGUCUCUAGCAAUGCUACCACCAAGACUACUAUUCAAGUGAGAUACGAGAAUGGGGAUUCAAGCCAGCGGUACGCUACAGUGACGGUGAAUGGAAACUCUCAGGUCCUGGCAUUUAUUCCUUCGACGAAUGGAAAUACGCCUUUCUCGUCGACGCUGAAUGUUGAGCUGAACGCUGGGAGUUCGAAUGUUAUCGCUAUCGCCGGGUAUGGGUCGGGAUGGGGUAAGUGA
This is a messenger RNA of Penicillium brasilianum, 1326 nucleotides long. The record is from the annotation of a GenBank genome assembly. Lineage: Eukaryota; Fungi; Ascomycota; Eurotiomycetes; Eurotiales; Aspergillaceae.